CCAUAAGGUCCAUAACAAAUGCCCAAUUAUAGCAGCAUAGGCCUUCAUCAGAACAACUUGGGGAAAGCCAAGACCCAAGAUCAGUGGUGGGCGUUGGUGGAGUUGGGUCCCACCUUCACAUAGCCCUUCGUUUCACCGUAGCCGAUUGACCAGUAUCCAACCAACGCAUUCAACCCAUAGUAGAUCUCUCUCUUUGCUGCUGGCGUCGAGGAAGAAACUUACCUUUCUGUCCAGGGUAUCCCUAGUUGUACUCCCACUGGAUAAUAAAGGAAGGAAGCAACGGGACUUUUAAUGGAAGGACUUGGUUACAUGUUCAAACAUGAGUUUAGUGGAAUGGGGUUUUAGUUGUCAGGGUUGGGAUUCAUUUGGGGUUGCUCUCACCUUCUAUGGUCAAUGAGGCUUUAAUGGGAAGUGGCUCUGAAGUUUGAUGUUUCAUGAAGAAUAGAGCAAUUUAUGGUUGUUAUGGUGGGGGCUUUGUGGGGUGGGGAUGGGGAGGAGAUAAGCUUUCUGACAAUAGAACCUUUGUUUGGAGAAGGGCAUCUUUCAACUAGUUUCCAUUGUGUGUGUGCUGCAUAUAGGGGAUAUGGGGGGCUCAAAUAAAAAAAUCUGCUAUGAAUUUCAGUUUUAAAGGAACCUUAGGAUGGAGGGUUGUUCCAAUACCACCCUUCUUAUACCUUUUCUAGUCAAAGAGUUAAUCUCACUGGACCCCUUCCCUAUACUUGCUGCUAUGAAGAGGUGUCUUUUGUAUCUCAAACCAUAUCCGACCUCUAUUGAGCAUGUUCACUUUCUCUAUGGAGAAUGACCUCAAAAUAGGUUCUCAUCUCCUGAUGCAUUCCUUGUUUCGUCUUUGAUUUGGAACAGAUUUUAGCUGAGAUAGCUAAUGUGUGAGUUAUUCCUAGUAGAGCUGGUUGUCCUAUUAUAUGCAUAGACAGACGAUCAGUGAUUUGAGCAAAAUGUCUAGCUUAUAAUAAAAGUUAUGCUAUGUCACUAGCUGUUGGGUUAUAAUGAAUGAGGUUACCAUUGUAUCUUUGAUAUUCAGUUUAUUACAGUUGAGACAAUGGAAUCCAUUGUUGAGUUCACCCCUUCUUGUGAAGCCCCAUGUUGAGAAAUAAGAUGUUUUUUCUCAUGUUUUCUCAACUGAAAAGCUGCAGUCUUUCUCUAUUUCAAGAUGCCAGUAGAGUGAUAGAAAUAUCAGAGGGAAAAGAGUAUCUGGUUUGACUUGGUGGCUGUCCCAUUACAAGCAUGGAGGAAUUUCACGUAUAGGUUCCAAUGGAAGUCAAUGUCUAUCACUAUUUUGGGCCAUAAGUGAACCAUUGUGUAAAUGAUGAUUUGUCUAUUACAUUGAAGCAGUAUUCUUAGUGAAGUUAUGUCAAUCUUUUUCUUGUGGUACCCCAUGCUGAGGGAUUUAGAGGGAAUUUUGAUCUCUUGUUUUACUUUGCUAGAACAUGCAUUCUUGCUGCAUUAUGAAAUGAGAAUAGGCUGAUAGAAAUUCCAAGAAGAAUAGACUGGUUUGGCUGUUUGGUCUGUGCACAUGUUCUCUAGUUAUCUUAUCUUGGAAUUGAAAUUUUAAAAUCUAAAAUAAAAUAAAGUUAGUGUUAGCUGAAUUAUAGUAUGUUUUAGCAGUUGUGAACUUUGAAAUGUGGUUUAGUUAGACAGUAUGAUUCUGGAUAAACAUCAUCUAACAUUUCUUUCUUUCAUUUCUUAGCUUCAAGAAGGAUUAGACAUUACGUGUGACAGGCUGGUGAAAUGGGUUUGCUUUAACAUUUUCACUUUAGUGUGGUCUAAGUAGUUUAUUUCAAUUUGGUUCUUGUAUCGGGAACUUCUUUGAAUUGCAACUAGCUUUAGGGCUAAUCUAUUGAAUCCUUUACAGUUAAUUUAAGGUACGCAUGAAGUUUAAGUGUAUUUUAAAAACCUAAUUAAAGUAAAAUUGCCAGCCAUAAUGUCUCAAUGAUGUUGUACUAUGAUUAAAAUUUCCAAUAUUACACAUGCUGAUAAGGUUUUUCUGAAAUAUAUAGGGAAGGAAAAUUGGAAGCUAUCUUGAUUCUUGUCUACUUCCAGGAGGCCUCAUGAAAAUAUCUGAAUGAAGCUAAAUUCCCUGGAAGCAGCCAAGAUAGCCCUACCCUGUGACAAAAUAAUAUUUCAACACAAUUAGAAGCUUUGUACUUAAAUUCCAUAAUUCUUCAUGUUUUAAUUGAAGUCUGCUAGGUAUGAAAGCUAGACACCAAGUAAAUGAGAUAGGCCACUUCUCUAAGGUACUUAUUGAUGGUUGUGAAUAAUAAUAGUAAAAAUCAUUUUAUGAUGUUUUUGCCCUGGAUACCUGUUUCAACUGUUAAGGAGUUUGGAUGGGGAUGUGGGAGGUUCUAAGCUUGAAUCCCUAUAUGGAGGAAAAGGAACAAAAAAUUUUAAAGAUACAAUUAAAAAUAAAAAUUAUUAUUUUAUGAUGUUUCUACCACCAUUUAUUCUUUUUUCUUUGUUUGAAAGUGCAGGGAUGCUUGGAAAAUCAUUUGCUUCUCCUUUGCUGACCUUGGAUUUUACAGCACGCUUAUCUUUUUCUAGUACUGAUCUUGCAACAGCUGCACCAAAUAACUUGAACUUCUCAAAUGGCAUUCUACCAAAUGUGACCAGAGGUGCUUGUACCUCCCUUGCUGCAACUAAGAAAUGGGAGUUGCAUUCAACGGCACAAACUGCAAGUAUAACACUGAACGAUGAAGAUGGGAAGGCAUGGGAAGCAUGCAAACAAGCUCUGUCAGUGUUUCAGUUCAGUGAUGAGGAGGAAGACAAGAUCCUUGGGAAAGCAUUUGGCCAUGUCCAUUCACCUUACUGGAGCGAAGAGCGGAAGAAAGAAGUCCCACAAUUUGAAAUCGUGAGUGAAAAACUGGAGUAUUUGAGGAGUUUAAACCUUUCUGAUGACGAUCUGGGCAAGCUCCUGAAGAAAUUCCCUGAAGUUCUCGGGUGCAGUCUUGAAGAGGAGCUGAGGAACAAUGUACAGGUCUUAGCCAAGGAGUGGGGAAUAGAAGGUAAAUCACUAAAAAACGUUCUUCUUCGUAACCCAAAGGUACUGGGUUACAACGUGGACUGCAGGGGAGAUUGUAUGGCACAAUGCACACGCUGCUGGGUUCGGUUUUAGCUUUCAUGAAACUUCAAUGUUCUAUCUAUGUCCAAGAUCUGUUUCUGCUCAAUUAUCUGUAAUUCUUUAAGAUGAAAAUAAUCUUCAAUUUCUAGCAUCGUAGCUGUGUUAUGUGUUGCAUUUUGAGGUCUGGCUGAAUGCAGCCAGUGCUACGUAUAAAAGCUGAGUUGGGUUGAAAUCCAUUGUAAUUUUUGCUUUGUAAAAGAUCUUGAUAUUCAUGUGAGAACACUCACUUUUAAUUUUAUUCAUCAAUAAUUUGAGGCUA
Molecule: messenger RNA, 3392 nt
Organism: Vitis vinifera (wine grape)
Lineage: Eukaryota; Viridiplantae; Streptophyta; Magnoliopsida; Vitales; Vitaceae
Exons: 3
Coding region: 2438-3127 (229 amino acids)
Biological process (GO): regulation of DNA-templated transcription
Molecular function (GO): double-stranded DNA binding
Source: RefSeq, a predicted model, not a curated record